UCUUCUCAACUAUCUCAUUCUCCUUUGUUUGCACAAACAUUAUCAAUCACUCUCAAAAAUCAUAUCAUGGGACUCCUUCAUUCUUCUAAGAAGUUUCGAGGUGUUAGGCAACGCCAUUGGGGUGCUUGGGUUGCCGAGAUCCGCCAUCCUCUAUUGAAAAGAAGGAUAUGGCUAGGAACCUUCAAGACCGCGGAGGAGGCGGCUAGAACCUACGACGAGGCGGCCGUACUUAUGAGUGGCCGGAAAGCCAAGACAAAUUUUCCGGUCACUAAAACCGGGCCCACCAAUGAGACAACAACACCAACGACGUCGUUCCCAAAUAAUUGUGUCUCCACCCUUCUAAAUUCGAAGCUUCGAAAGUCGUACCAAAAGCUUUGCCCUUCCCUCACUUGCUUAAGACUUGACACCGAGAAUUCUCACAUUGGAGUAUGGCAAAAGAGGUCUGUUGGAGGGCAAUCUAACUCUAGUUGGGUUAUGACCUUAAAGUUCGAUGGAAAAGAGGACAAUGUUGAGGCACAAGAAGUAGUUAAGGGUGGAAUUAGUGAAGAGGAGACAAUUGCAUUGCAAAUGAUUGAGGAGCUUCUUAAUAAUUAUUGAUUAAUUAAUGAUAUUUUCCAUGCAAUAAUAAAAUAUAGCGUGAGGGGUAUAUAAGUAUAUAUGUUAUAUGUAUUUUAUGUUUACGUUAUUUUUUAGCUUAAAUAGUAAAAAAAAAUGGUGUGGUUUAUACAUAUAUAUAUAUAUAUUAGAAUAAAUGUAACCAAAUGAUUGUGUUAUUAAUCUAUUAUUGCAUGUUGUU
Messenger RNA from Spinacia oleracea (spinach), 796 nucleotides. RefSeq names its product ethylene-responsive transcription factor WIN1-like. Gene Ontology annotation, molecular function: DNA binding; DNA-binding transcription factor activity. The record is from RefSeq and is a predicted model, not a curated record. Bases 67 to 597 code for a protein of 176 amino acids. NCBI's taxonomy places the organism in Eukaryota, Viridiplantae, Streptophyta, Magnoliopsida, Caryophyllales, Amaranthaceae. Gene Ontology annotation, biological process: regulation of DNA-templated transcription. The transcript has 2 exons.